This is a messenger RNA of Chroicocephalus ridibundus (black-headed gull), 1814 nucleotides long. RefSeq names its product protein geranylgeranyltransferase type I subunit beta (gene PGGT1B). Bases 53 to 1303 code for a protein of 416 amino acids. Gene Ontology annotation, molecular function: CAAX-protein geranylgeranyltransferase activity. The transcript has 9 exons. The record is from RefSeq and is a predicted model, not a curated record. Gene Ontology annotation, cellular component: CAAX-protein geranylgeranyltransferase complex. NCBI's taxonomy places the organism in Eukaryota, Metazoa, Chordata, Aves, Charadriiformes, Laridae. Gene Ontology annotation, biological process: protein geranylgeranylation.
CCGGCGUCGCGUGUGAUGUAGUCGGUGCGCGCCGGGGCCGGGAGGCGGCAACAUGGCGGAAGCGGCGCCGCAGCUGCCGUGUUUGGGGGAGCCGGAGCCGGAGCCGGAGCCAGAGCCGGAGCCAGAGCCAGAGCCGCAGCCGGAGCCGGCGCCUCAGCCGCAGUCGCAGCCGGAGCCGGCGCCUCAGCCGCAGCCGGCGCCGCAGCCGGAGCCGCAGCCGGAGCCGCUGGAGUUCCUGCGGGAGCGGCAUGUGCGGUUCUUCCAGCGCUGCCUCCAGAUCCUGCCCGAGCGCUACUCGUCCCUGGAGACCAGCAGGUUGACAAUUGCAUUUUUCGCGCUCUCUGGUCUGGAUAUGUUGGAUUCCUUAGAUGUGGUGAACAAAGAUGAUAUAAUAGAAUGGAUUUAUUCCCUGCAGGUCCUUCCCACAGAAGACAGUUCAAACUUGAAUCGCUGUGGCUUCAGAGGCUCUUCAUAUUUAGGGAUGCCAUUCAAUCCCUCUAAGGGUCCAGGUAUACCUCAUCCGUAUGAUAGUGGGCACAUAGCAAUGACUUAUACAGGUCUGUCAUCUCUGGUCAUUCUUGGAGAUGAUUUAAGUCGAGUAAAUAAAGAUGCCAUACUGGCAGGACUGAGAGCUCUCCAGCUGGAGGAUGGAAGUUUCUGUGCAGUGCUGGAAGGAAGUGAGAAUGAUAUGAGGUUUGUGUACUGUGCUUCCUGCAUCUGCUACAUACUCGAUAACUGGUCAGGCAUGGAUAUGAAAAAAGCGAUAAACUACAUUAGAAGAAGUAUGUCUUACGAUAAUGGCCUGGCACAGGGAGCUGGACUGGAAUCUCAUGGUGGCUCUACGUUUUGUGGUAUUGCAUCGCUGUGUUUGAUGGGUAAACUGGAGGAAGUUUUUUCAGAAAAAGAACUGAACAGGAUAAGAAGGUGGUGUAUAAUGAGACAACAGACUGGCUACCAGGGACGACCCAACAAACCUGUAGACACUUGCUAUUCGUUUUGGGUGGGAGCAACAUUGAAGCUCUUGAACAUAUUUCAAUACACGAAUUUUGAGAAAAACCGAAAUUACAUCCUGUCAACUCAAGAUCGCCUUGUUGGUGGAUUUGCCAAGUGGCCAGAUAGCCAUCCAGAUGCUUUACAUACAUACUUUGGGAUCUGUGGUUUGUCAUUAAUUGGAGAAUCUGGUAUUUGCAAAGUUCAUCCCGCCCUGAAUGUAAGCAUAAGAGCCUCAGAGCGCCUUCAUCACCUUCAUCAAAUCUGGAAAACAAGAAAUCUAAAGACGACAUACACCUCUCUACAUGACUGAUUUAGACUUGAAUUAGUUCCGGUAGCAUAAUUGUAGCCCAAGGUUAAAAGCCAUGUAUAACCAAUGUGCUCUUUUAAGUGCUGGAGUCAUACAAUCAGAUCUGUGUUGCUGGCAUCACUUCGAUAGGGAGUUGCCUUCAGCAGGUUAUUCUGCAUUGUGAAAAAAGGAAAUAUUUUGAUUAUAUAGAAUUUUGUCUCCGCAGACUGUAAAUGGCUCUUCAAAUGGCUUUACUUCUAAGAAAUCCCUUGAGGCGUUUAAACUUCAUUUCUUUGAAUUUGUGCAUACUGUGUCAAAAUAUAUAAUGGGGAAGUAUUUUCAAAAUCUGUUUACAUAUCAUACAGUAUAGCACAGAACCUUGUAGUUCUUUAUGAUCAUAAAGUUUGACAUAUUUUUGGGUAGAGAAUCUCCCAUAUUAAGUCUCUGUUAAAAACUAUCUUUUAUGGUCUACUUUCAGAUUCCAUAAACUUUGUUAAAAAAAUAAAUAAAAAAUAAAAUUAUUUUGUGCAAUAUA